Fusarium poae is the source of this 321-nucleotide messenger RNA. RefSeq lists its product as uncharacterized. NCBI's taxonomy places the organism in Eukaryota, Fungi, Ascomycota, Sordariomycetes, Hypocreales, Nectriaceae. The record is from RefSeq and is a predicted model, not a curated record. Bases 1 to 321 code for a protein of 106 amino acids. The transcript has a single exon.
AUGGGACUUCGUGGGCGCUACUUUGAAGAUGAUGGAAAGAACCACACGCUCGGUGUUCUGUUAUUUACCCAUUUAUUCGGCUUCAUGAGUGAAUGGAGCAAGCACAGACUUGACGGAAACGAGACUAUCGCAGCGCUUGAUAGGCUAACCAUAGAUGAAAUCGCUAAAUCACCGAGUUAUUCGAUGCCCAGAACUGGCGAAGAUACUCGUUUAUUUAAGGACCUUCUUCUCGAAUAUACUGGUGAAGAUGCAAAGACCAAGAAACCUGGAAAAGUUCGGGGGAUGGUUGAUUAUAUUCGAGAAGCAAACCGGAAGUCAUGA